AUAAUUACAAAGAAAGUGAAAUAGGCGGAUCUCUUAUAUUCCUUUCAACAUCAUCGGAAUGUAAGCAAUUCUUCCAGAUUAUGAGAAUCUCGAAGAGAAUGCACUGUCUCUUGAGAAGAUCAACCUCACGGUAAAGGAGUACAGGGAAAAAGGUCUCAAGACUCCAGAGAUGAAUGAAAAACAAUUUGAGGCUUUUCAAUUGGGCCUCACACGAAAACUCAGCCUUAUUCAAGGUCCUCCUGGAACAGGAAAAUCCGCAGUUGCCCUAAAUAUCGUUCAGCGAAUUCUUGAAAAGACUUCUUGUACAAUUCUUGUUGUGACAUUCCAAAAGUACAAUUUGGACAAGUUCCUCAUGGAUUGUUCUGCUCUUACGGAAAAAAUUGUAAGAAUUGGUGGAUAUUUGGGUGAUUCUAGACUUGAGAGGUUCACAUUGGAUAAUACUGUUCAAGAUCCUCGAAUUCAUCGUAUUAGACGACAAUGUAUUGCUCAGUAUGAAAAUUUAAUGAACAUUUUUGCUGAUAAACUAAAGAUUAACGACAGGAAUGAAGACCAUUCUCACGAUGCUUUAAUGCACAUCUUGAACGAAGUCCAAAAGACUUCAUUGAAAGGACAAGAAUUGCACCAGCUUCAUUUGUACAAAGAAUGUCGAGGUGCCCGCAUAAUAGGGAUGACAACAACUGGAAUUGCAAAGUAUAGUUGCCUGUUGAAGCUCAUUCGUCCUUCAGUCGUGAUUAUGGAAGAGGCUGAAAACUCUCCCGAAUGUCAAGUCAUAACUGCUUUAACUGAAUACACGCAGCAAUUGAUUUUUGUUGGUGAAGCCAAGAGGAUUGGUUUUCUCAAAGAUUUGCACUUUGACAUUCCCUGUCGUAAUACAUCACUCUUCGAGAGACUAGUUGAAAAUGACAUCAACAAUAUUCUUCUCAAUGUUCAACAUCGCAUGCAUCCGAACAUUUCUGACUUGGUAAGGGAGACGCUGUACCCAGAUCUCAUUGAUGGAGAUAACGUAAAGAGUUAUCAACCAAUCCGGGGCAUUUCCAAGAAUCUUUUCUGUGUCGUCCUGAAAGGUCUUUCUCCGAAUGAUGAUUCUUUACUUGAGCAAUUUCCUGUUCAAAACCAAGAAAAAUUAUCCAAAGAGAGUUUCCAUGAGAUUCUCUUCUCAUGUUCCUUGGCGAACUAUCUCCGUCAGCAAGGAUACAAAGCUCAUGAGAUAGUAAUCUUUACAACGGGUUCUGAUAAUGAAGUGGAAGCAUUAGAGGCAUUUCUGGUGCUCUUUCCUUUGUUGAAAGAUGUUAGAGUAAAAUCAAUGGAGAAAUUUCAGGGCCAAGAGUGCCGUAUUCUAAUUGUAUCACUUGCAACUACCGACCAGAAUCCAAACAUUGAAUCAAUGAGUAGAGACGAUCGACUUUGCGUCCUUUUGACACGAGCUCAAGAAGGCUUGUAUAUUGUGGGCCAAUUGGAUCUGUAUGUGGAGAUGAAUGAAACAUGGAGAAAAGUUAAAGAGAACUUGGAAUCCAAGGGGUGCAUUGGGCCAAUUCUUUCCAUAAAAUGCGAGAAGCACGGAUGCGAAAUACUUGCAGCUGGAGUUGAGGACUUCCUUAAGUUUUCCCAAGAAGGAUGUCCGACUGGAACGCUUGAUAAGGAAAAUCCUUGUAUUGAAAGUAAUUAAACUUGAAAUGUUGAAAUAUGAAAUUCUAUUGCGAUGAAGUAUAUAAAUGUGAAUUACUGAAAUAAACUGAAAAUUCAUUGUGACCAA
Molecule: messenger RNA, 1753 nt
Organism: Phlebotomus papatasi
Lineage: Eukaryota; Metazoa; Arthropoda; Insecta; Diptera; Psychodidae
Product: NFX1-type zinc finger-containing protein 1-like
Exons: 5
Coding region: 170-1666 (498 amino acids)
Biological process (GO): regulatory ncRNA-mediated heterochromatin formation
Cellular component (GO): nuclear RNA-directed RNA polymerase complex
Molecular function (GO): helicase activity
Source: RefSeq, a predicted model, not a curated record